CAUCGAUAAACCAGACAACUAAGAAAGGCUUUUACCGCACUUUUCAUGGGCGGGUCGAUUUAAAGUAAUAAGUGAGGUUAAGCUCGAGGAUGUCAGGGCCUAAGCCUGAUGUCGUGUAUCCACUAAGGGUACAAUACUGCGGAAAUUGUUCCCUCCCCAUCGAAUAUUGCGAAUAUUAUCCAGAGUAUGAGAAGUGCAAACAAUGGCUGGAGAGAAACCUGCCUACGGAAUUCGAAAAAGUUAAAUUAGAGGAUGCAGCAGCUGAGUCGGGAGGUGGGGAAGAUGAAAAGAAGCGACAAAAACGAGGUGGUAAAGGGAUGUUGAAAACUAAGAAAAAAGAAGACGUACCAAAAUUGGUAACUGUUUCAAGGGCUCCAAGAGGCAAGAAGAAGUCUGUCACAGUUGUUACAGGUCUCAGUACAUUCGAUAUCGAUCUCAAGGUAGCAGCUAAAUUUUUUGGUAGUAAAUUUGCAUGUGGCUCCAGUGUAACAGGAGACGACGAAAUAGUAAUUCAGGGAGAUGUCAAGGAUGACUUGUAUGAUGUUAUCCCUGAAAAGUGGCCACAAAUUGAUGAGGACUCAAUAGAUGACCUUGGAGAUCAGAAAAGAUAGUGGUACAGCCAUUUACGUAUGCUAAUUGAUAUUUUGUCAUUACCUUGGAUGUUUAUUAUAAAUAAAUGUACAUAAGAUAA
Diprion similis is the source of this 691-nucleotide messenger RNA. It is a transcript of the gene DENR, whose product is annotated as density-regulated protein homolog. Gene Ontology annotation, molecular function: translation initiation factor activity; mRNA binding. The record is from RefSeq and is a predicted model, not a curated record. The coding region runs from base 90 to 611 and encodes 173 amino acids. Gene Ontology annotation, biological process: translation reinitiation; formation of translation preinitiation complex. Lineage: Eukaryota; Metazoa; Arthropoda; Insecta; Hymenoptera; Diprionidae. The transcript has 6 exons.